AUGGACUACAAAAAUAUGCAGCCGGAUGAGCCGAAUCAGCAGGGAGAUGAGGGAUGCCUUGAGAUGUUCCUCCGACCGUUCAAGACCCUUCAAGACUAUGGUGCACUGGACUCGCCCCAGGGAAAUUGCGCAGAUGGGUGGUCCGAGACUGUCAAAGGAGUUUGCAACCAGGUCAUCCUCAACGUGAAAUCCAACGAGGCUCGGGCGAAGUGCAUAGAGCUUGGUGGCACCACGCUCGCCUCAAUCCAUUCGGCCGAAGAGAACAAGUUGCUUCUCGAAAUGGUUCUGCGCGUGGUCCCCGAGAAAGUAAUUGGGCCGCCUACUGUUCUUCUCGGCGCUCAUCGUGCUGUGAUCGAUCGCAAGAGGUUUCUAUGGGACAACAGCGGCUGGAUGGACGACGGCUACGAAAAUUGGCAGACGGGCGAGCCGAAUAAUCGAACUGGACACGAGGGAUGUGUUGAGAUGCUGGUACGCCCGUACAUUCCCGAAACAUAUGUAGUGGGCAAGUGGAACGACUACAGUUGCCGUCACACCUACAUGGCCGCCGUCUGCCAAAUCAGGGGCGUCGGCAUCACUACAGGAGCCACCAUAGACCCCAGCGCUACCACUAGGAAUCCGAAUGGCCAAGACGAUUUUCGGGAUUCUCAUCGGAAAUCCCCGGAUGGCAGUGACGGCAGCGCCGGAACCCAAGAUCCAGCGGCACCGACGAUGGAUGGUCAGGGCGGAUCUGGAGCGACGACGUUGUAUACCGGAGGACCCUCGAAGGGUGCGGAGGGCGGCUCGCCGGUACCGACACAACCAGUCAUCGGGCCCAGCAAGGAGACC
Molecule: messenger RNA, 825 nt
Organism: Mesorhabditis spiculigera
Lineage: Eukaryota; Metazoa; Nematoda; Chromadorea; Rhabditida; Rhabditidae
Source: the annotation of a GenBank genome assembly